Molecule: messenger RNA, 3338 nt
Organism: Ochotona princeps (American pika)
Lineage: Eukaryota; Metazoa; Chordata; Mammalia; Lagomorpha; Ochotonidae
Gene: SLC35F3
Product: solute carrier family 35 member F3
Exons: 8
Coding region: 590-2062 (490 amino acids)
Biological process (GO): thiamine transport
Cellular component (GO): membrane
Source: RefSeq, a predicted model, not a curated record
AAACUGAAAUACUGACUCAGGAGCUGUAAGACUUGCACGAGUCAUACAGAAGCCACCUGAGCAGCAAUACCCACACCCUAAUGUGACCGGGAGAACUUGGCUGCCUGGUGCUGACUUCUAGUGGCGACUCCGAAAGCUGAGCGCACACCAGGCGGCGGGAAGUGGGCAGCAGCGCCCCUUGCUGGCCCUUGCGCGCCCGGGCCGGGAACAUCUCUGCCCGCCCAGGUGCCUGGAGAGAAGCGCUUUGCCUAGCUAGCUCGAUUGCACCAGCGACCUCGGUGUACUGGGGCGGUGGCGACGGUGACAGGCGAGGGGCGCGGUGCUGCCUCUCUGCUUCUGGCUCGCUGCAACGAACACAGCUGAUCGGCCUGGAGUCCUUUGGUUGAACUGCUGCGCCCGCAGCGCGCCGCACGCCCGCAGAGGCACUCAGGGACUGACCGCGCGGGCUCGCACAGGCUGCACAGGGUGGCCAGAACCCUCCACGGGCAUCGAGCCCACCUCUGCCCUGGCCGGCGGCUGCAGGGAGCUCUAGCCCAGCAGCCCUUCCGCCUCAAGUCUGGGAGCUCCCGGCCCCACUCUGCUGCUGCCUAUGGGGAUCCGAGAGUUUCCCGGCGGCGCACCCAGGGGCAAGAGCAUCUCGAUUGGCAUGAGGAGGUCACCGGAUGUCAGUCCCCGGAGACUGUCGGACAUCAGCCCCCAGCUCCGUCAGCUCAAGUACUUGGUGGUGGACGAGGCGAUUAAGGAGGAUCUGAAAUGGUCGCGCUCCGUGGAGGACCUCACCAGCGGGCCAGUAGGACUCACGUCCAUCGAGGAGCGGAUUCUACGCAUCACAGGCUACUAUGGCUACCAGCCCUGGGCAGCGAGCUACAAAAGGGAGGAGCGCCCCCGGGACUCCCCGGGCCCGGCGGAGGCCCAGGCGCCGGCUGGGACGGAGACUGGAGGGAGGACGAGUCACCAUUGCUGGACAUGCCCCCGGGCGCAACUCAGGAAGAUUUUCUGGGGCGUAGCGGUUGUGCUGUGCGUGUGUUCCUCCUGGGCGGGCUCCACGCAGCUCGCCAAACUGACCUUCAGGAAAUUCGACGCGCCCUUCACCCUCACGUGGUUUGCUACCAACUGGAACUUUCUGUUCUUCCCGUUGUACUAUGCGGGGCACGUCUGCAAGUCUGCGGAGAAACAGUCUGUGAAGCAGAGAUUCAGGGAAUGCUGUCGCUUUUUUGGAGACAAUGGCUUGACUUUGAAGGUGUUUUUUACCAAGGCAGCACCCUUUGGUGUUCUUUGGACACUCACAAACUACCUGUACUUACAUGCAAUAAAGAAAAUAAACACUACGGAUGUCUCCGUGUUGUUCUGCUGCAACAAAGCUUUUGUGUUCUUGCUCUCAUGGAUCGUUCUCAGGGACAGGUUCAUGGGAGUGAGGAUAGUGGCUGCCAUCCUCGCCAUCGCCGGCAUCGUGAUGAUGACCUAUGCCGACGGCUUCCACAGCCACUCCGUCAUUGGCAUAGCUCUGGUGGUGGGCUCGGCGUCCAUGUCAGCCCUGUACAAGGUUUUGUUCAAGCUCCUCCUGGGCAGUGCUAAGUUUGGAGAAGCUGCCUUAUUUUUGUCCAUUUUGGGUGUCUUUAACAUCCUCUUCAUCACCUGCAUUCCUGUCAUCCUCUACUUUACCAAAGUGGAAUACUGGAGCUCCUUCGACGACAUUCCAUGGGGAAACCUUUGUGGAUUUUCAGUUCUUUUAUUGACAUUCAAUAUUGUAUUAAAUUUUGGCAUUGCUGUUACUUACCCCACUCUGAUGUCUCUUGGGAUCGUCCUCAGUGUACCUGUGAAUGCAGUGGUCGAUCACUACACCAGUCAGAUAGUCUUCAACGGGGUCCGGGUCAUCGCCAUCAUCAUCAUCGGCCUGGGCUUCCUCCUCCUGCUCCUGCCUGAAGAGUGGGAUGUCUGGUUGAUCAAGCUGCUCACUCGUCUCAAAGUGCGGAAGAAGGAGGAGACACCAGAGGGCGGGGCAGACCUGGGCUCAGGACCUCAGAACAGGAGCAGGAGAGCCCGCCCUUCCUUUGCCCGCUAACGCCUCUCCCUUAGGACUCUGUGGUGAUGCCUCCUGGUCAGGACUGGGAGAACUAUUUCCUGGUCAGAGGAACCCCGCUGGGUAAGGUGUACAUACUGUACAGUUUUGGUAAUCUGCGGUAAGUUCUAUGGUAUUUAUUGGCAUGUCCAAUUUGCUUGCACUUUUCCACAUCAGACCUUUCACUUAAGGGUACCAACUUAACACAAGAGAGGGAAGAAGAACCUCGUUGUGCUUUUUAAAUGAAUGUAAAGUAGGUUAAGAUGAGCCUCGCAGGGAUUGCUUUGAGUGACAGAUGUUCUUGAUAAGCCAGGGUAAGUGUUUUGAAUCUUAAUGACUAAAAAAAAAAAUGACAUUGUACACUGUGAUUAUUUUUCAGCUAUGGUAGGUCAUAUUUUGUUUUAUACCAGAGCUGUACUCUUAAUUUUAAGGAAUUUCAAUGAACCAAAAGAUAACUGUCAGUGAUCUGAAUGGAUAGAUGUAUGAAUGGAUGGAUGGGGAAUGGGUGGGGAUGGGAGGAUGGAUGGGCGGAUGGGUGGAUGGAAUGGGAAAAGGUGAAUCAGGAAAAAGCGAUGGACAUCAGACACCAUCGGAGGACAGGCCUGCAGCACGUAGCAGGAAGGGAAAGACAAGUUCAAGCCCCAACUGGCCUGUUCUCACAUGUCUGUGUAAGAUCAUGCAAGAGAAAUUACAGUGCCUUCUACAGAAUUUUCAUCUUUACCUAUGUGAAGCGAGGUGACAUUAUAAGUCACUGGUGCCAUCUUCUAAUUUAGAUGUAGAAAUCUUUAGAAACAAAUGAAAUUAUAUGUGUGUGUGUGUGUGUGUGUGCGCGCAUAAAGUGACAACGCCGGGGAGCAAUGCAUACAGAAUGUGAUUGCUGUAUAUGAUUUGCCUAUAAGGUAGACUGUGCAAGAGAGGAAUUGCUGGUUGCUUUUCUUUCACAACUAAGACUGAAAAAAAAUUAUUUAAUGAAUCUGUAUACCUUUUUAUGAACCUUUUAAGGCUGUUUACCUACUCAAUUUAGGUCUACCAGAAAAUUCUAUCUGUGAUAGAUCUGCAAAGAGGGACAGGGGGUAGAGUUUACUAUUUUUGAAGUUUACAUUGUUACAUAUGAAAUGGAAGAUCUUAUUUUGAAAUGCUGUCAUAACCCAAUGGUGCAUUCUGUAACCAUGGAGUCUUUUGUUUCCUGGGGGUAGGGAAUUCACGACCUGAAAUUUUUAGCAAAUUGUUAUUCUCAGUUUCCAUUACUUGUUUGGCCAAACAGAUUAAUAAAACAUUU